Messenger RNA from Penicillium mononematosum, 1437 nucleotides. Its product is annotated as putative CUE domain protein. The record is from RefSeq and is a predicted model, not a curated record. Gene Ontology annotation, cellular component: nucleus. NCBI's taxonomy places the organism in Eukaryota, Fungi, Ascomycota, Eurotiomycetes, Eurotiales, Aspergillaceae. The transcript has a single exon. Gene Ontology annotation, molecular function: zinc ion binding; ubiquitin binding; dioxygenase activity. Gene Ontology annotation, biological process: DNA repair; DNA alkylation repair. The coding region runs from base 1 to 1437 and encodes 478 amino acids.
AUGGAUGCUUUCAUAUCCAGGAAACGUCCACGGCUCUCGGAUUUGAGCGAGGCCAAACAUGAGUCAUCAGGUCCCCACGAAGACACUGAUACCAAGCUAGCAAUACUGCUAUCUCUCUUCCCGACUAUCAAACAGGAUGAGCUAUUGGAUCUACUCGUAUCCUGCGAAGGCUCCGUGGAGAAUGUUGUUGGACUCCUCUCUGCAAAAGGCUCCACAGCAGGCACACCCGUCGGCAAAAAGCGUGCUGCUGUUGCCUCAUCAUUCGGCAUGCAAACAUCUCUCUCAUCACAUGUUUUGACAACUGCUGAAGAUGGGAGCAUGAAACCUUUGCGUGAAAGUGCGAGUAAGAAAAAGCUUCCGCCUCCACAAAAGGGCAAAUCACUACACCUUUACUCGCCGGAAGAUAUUGCCAUGUACACACCAUGUACUAUCAUCCACAACUUCCUACCCGCUAAAGAAGCAAAUACACUUUUGCUUGAAUUACUUGAUGAAUCCAAACACUUUUCUCGGUACGACUUCCAACUCUUCAACCGCACCGUCCAGAGUCCCCACACACACGCUGUGUACGUCUCUACACCCGAAGAGCACCGUCAACAGACUUCGGAAUACACUUACGGUGGCACAUAUCGGUCAAAUGUGCGCCAGGCAACACCGCAGCUACGAUCAGUGUCGCGACAAGUACAGAAAACUGUCAACAGCGAGAUCAACAAACGUAUUCGAGACAUCUAUCCCGACGGAAAGAAGUUACAGUACCAGUCACCAAAGGAGUGGCAACCCAAUGCGGCAUUUGUAAACUGCUACGACGGGCCUACCGAAAGCGUGGGAUAUCACUCCGACGAACUGACCUAUCUCGGACCCCACCCAGUGAUAGGAAGCUUGAGCUUGGGCGUGGCUCGCGAAUUCCGAGUCCGUCGGAUAGUAGCUCGAGACGACGACGAGACUGCGGAAGAAGGUCGCGAUGCAGACAAGACUAGUCCAGGGUCAAAUCCUGCAGGGAACCAGACUGUGUCAGCUGCACGCGCUGACGCCCAAGGUCAAAUCUCCAUCCAUCUUCCGCACAAUUCUCUCCUCAUUAUGCACGCGGAGAUGCAAGAGGAGUGGAAGCACUCCAUCGCCCCGGCUCAAACCAUUUCUCCACAUCCGAUCUCCGGGAACAGGCGUAUCAAUAUCACAUAUCGUUGGUAUCGCGAUUCUCUACACCCACGCUACACUCCACGUUGCAAGUGUGGCGAACAUACCAUUCUCCGGUGUGCACAACGCAAGAAUGAGACGCGAGGGAGAUACAUGUGGAUGUGCUACGCUGGCUUUGCACCUGGAAAGGAAGGGUGUUCGUUUUUCCAGUGGGCCGAGUUUGAUGAUGAUGGGGAUCCGGUGUGGGGAAAGAAAGCCAUCCUGGACAAGGCUCCCACUUUGGAGAAUUUCUCGGCCUCGCAAUAA